UUUAUUAGAACUUCGAAUUUCGAAUGAUUAUGAAUCGUAAAAAAUGAUGACUAUUAAUAUUUACGUAUCUGUAUUGAAAUAUAGAUUAUGGAAUGUUAACCUAGAGACUUCCUCAUAUGACAUCUUUCACGUGGCUUUAACAAACCCUAAGCAAUUUUAAAUACUUACGAGAUUGUCUACGUCAUGUAUUGAUUGUUAAAUAGAUAUUAAUUGUUUAAAUAUAUUAAAUACUUGUACCUAUAAUUUACUAAGAAAAUGACGAUAAAAAAAACUAAAGCAGCAACAAAAGGUGCAAAACAGAUAGUGGAAGAAAAUAAAACUACAUUAAAUUUUUAUCAAAAUAUGAUAAUUGGAGCAAUAGGAAUAUAUUUUACUGUUACAAUGUUGUUCUUUAACUUUACAACAUUAUCAACUGUGAGUUUUGUAUUUAGUACAGGAGGAAAUUAA
Messenger RNA from Bombus impatiens (common eastern bumble bee), 447 nucleotides. Its product is annotated as transmembrane protein 208-like. The record is from RefSeq and is a predicted model, not a curated record. Bases 256 to 447 code for a protein of 63 amino acids. Lineage: Eukaryota; Metazoa; Arthropoda; Insecta; Hymenoptera; Apidae. The transcript has 2 exons.